Molecule: messenger RNA, 1144 nt
Organism: Bufo bufo (common toad)
Lineage: Eukaryota; Metazoa; Chordata; Amphibia; Anura; Bufonidae
Gene: HPRT1
Product: hypoxanthine phosphoribosyltransferase 1
Exons: 9
Coding region: 148-798 (216 amino acids)
Biological process (GO): purine ribonucleoside salvage; GMP salvage; IMP salvage
Molecular function (GO): magnesium ion binding; hypoxanthine phosphoribosyltransferase activity
Source: RefSeq, a predicted model, not a curated record
UCGGCGGGCGGGCUCCGGGCCAUGUGUGUGACUGCGGGCUGCGGCCUGUGAGGGUUGUGCAGUGAGCGCGGCGCCCGCCGGAGGACACACACCGUCACCUACACGCAGCCUGUCCUCUCCCCGCUGACGUGGUCCCGCACAGAAGACAUGGCGAGCCCCUGUAUCGUGCUUGCUGAUGACGAACAAGGAUACGAUCUUGACCUCUUCUGUAUUCCUAAGCAUUAUGCAGCGGAUCUGGAAAAGGUCUACAUUCCCCAUGGGCUAAUAAUGGACAGGACAGAAAGAUUGGCCCGAGACAUCAUGAAGGAUAUGGGCGGCCACCACAUCGUUGCACUCUGCGUUUUGAAGGGUGGAUACAAGUUCUUUGCGGAUCUACUUGACUACAUCAAGGCACUAAAUCGAAACAGUGACCGGUCGAUCCCCAUGACAGUAGACUUUAUAAGAUUGAAAAGUUACUGUAAUGAUCAGUCUACAGGAGACAUUAAAGUUAUAGGCGGAGACGAUCUUUCUACUCUAACAGGGAAGAAUGUCUUAAUUGUUGAGGACAUCAUUGACACGGGAAAGACGAUGAAGACAUUACUUGCAAUGCUGCAGCAGUACAAUCCCAAGAUGGUUAAAGUAGCUAGCUUGCUUGUGAAGAGAACCCCUCGCAGUGUUGGUUAUAGGCCUGAUUUUGUAGGAUUUGAAGUGCCAGACAAGUUUGUUGUGGGAUACGCAUUAGACUACAAUGAAUACUUUAGAGACUUGAAUCACAUUUGUGUUAUUAGUGAGGAUGGGAAGGAGAAAUACAAGGCAUAGAAGAUAGUUGAACCAUUGAUCAGUUGUCGACUCCUGAGGCUGGGAUGGAUUUCCUGAUGUCAUACCCCUAGACAUCAUCCGCAUCACACAUUAGACUCCUUAGUCAGUGCAUGAAAACAAAUAUACCUCGUCUCUUCUUUUACCUUCAGAAUGUAAUGCCCAUGGAUGGGGCUCUGCGCUGUACAAUAGUGUUCAUUAUCUAUGGAAGAUUUGCAUUUUGACGGCUAGCGCUUCUUUAUUUAGUUUCCUGGAUCAUGUAAAUUUAUAGCACUUAAGAAACCUACAAUGAAUGAUGAGUGUAUUGGUGAAUACAGUUCCACACUGGGUUAUUAAUGAGAGCAGCUUU